AUGCCAAUAAAACAAGAAAAUCUCUACACGGCGGCGCCAAACGACCAUAAUGAGGCCGUUGAUCCAGAAUUAAAUGGACCAGCAAAAGCGGAGUCCACCAUCAAUCCUCCAAACAUCGGACCAUACAUUACGAUCGAAACUGAAAAAAAACGUAAACGGCAAGCAUUAUUUACCACCACCACAUCACGUCUUUGCGAUUCAAAAUCGCACAUGAUUUUCCUGGGGUUUAUCGACGUACAAUCGAUACGUUACACGAAAAUUCCCACCACCUGGCCCCAAUGUAACGUAUUUCAACAGAAUCAACUAACGUGUCACCUCAAUCCGGGCCUUGCGGGCGUCUUUUCCGUUCCGAUACGCGACCAGCAAGCCUGUCAGUUGUUGGGACUUUCGGCAGGUGGUAACGGAAGGGAAGCGCUGAUUGCGGCACUAGCUAGCGUGGGCAAGUUCCGAUAUGGACUGAAGGAACCAGCGAAAGAGUACUACCGGCUGUCCGUGACGGAGAAAAUAUUGCAUCUGUUUUUCGCUACUUUUCCACCAUGCCCACAGAACGGAGGUUUUGUAAUAUUCCCCAAAAGUAAAUCAAGCCUGCCGGCGGACGGUGAUGAGGUGUGGCUCGAAUGCUUCAACUAUUAUGCCCAUGCGAAACGACCAAAACGGAUAGGCGUUGAACAAAGAGAGGGAAACACAAACAACCGGCAGGAUAGGUUGGCCAAACUACUGCUGCCUGGAAUUGCAGAGAAAAUGAAAACUUUGAGAGAAAAACUGAUGCAAGUGAACAAGUCGAUCGAGUGA
Anopheles marshallii is the source of this 792-nucleotide messenger RNA. RefSeq lists its product as uncharacterized. The record is from RefSeq and is a predicted model, not a curated record. The transcript has 2 exons. Lineage: Eukaryota; Metazoa; Arthropoda; Insecta; Diptera; Culicidae. The coding region runs from base 1 to 792 and encodes 263 amino acids.